GUGGGAGGUGUCCGGUAGGUGGCGCCAGCGCUGUAACAGACUGGCUGCUACAAUGUUACACUGUGUGGAAUAAUAACACGGAAGUACACAGUCCUUGUGUCUGGGAGGAGGUACAUGGCUACCGCAGUUUCAGAGCUGAACUCGUUCACACGCUGUGCUCAGUGUGAUCAGUAACGGAUAGUGUUCAGCUCAGAGGAUCCCUGAUAUAACUGUUCCAGUUCAGACAGUCUUCACUUCAGCAGAGGAUAAAAGAACGCAUCGUGUUUAUGAGACGCGUCUCUGAAAUGAAAGAAGAGAUGGAUAUGCGCGCAUCCUCCGCGUCUCUCCUGGAAGAAGAACUCGCCUCUGCUAUCGAGCCUGCAGUGAAAGCGGCUGUGCUGAGCGUCAUGUCUGCAUUAGCAAAGUUCGUGGACAGUAAAUGUGCAGUUUUCCAUCUCAGACUGGACGAGAGAGACCACGAAUUUGAAAGCGUGAGAUUGCGAUUGGAAAUAGCGGAGAGCGAGUUGAAAGCCGUAAGCGAACGAAAAUACCCGAACACUGGCGAGAACGCUGCACAGUCUGUCACGAACACCAGUGAACAGCACAUCGAUAUCAUCCAUCAACCGAGAAGGCAGAAGGAAGGGCACCGUGUGAAACGCCUCUCAUUUUUCAGGGAGGAUGAAGCUGUAAGUCACGAAUUCAGCGACAGUAUUGUUGCUCAUGGGCUGCCAGCCACUACACGCGAUUACUCCACUCUACCAGCUCAGCCAGUCCGGGAGCCGGAGCCUGCAGCCCACACCGUACUGAAAAACUCCCGGGUUUUAAUCCACGACGAUGGAAGCUAUUCCGAGCAGGACCUGCUGGUGCGAGGCGAUGAACAGAUGGGCCACACAAGCACAGCGGGGUGGAGGAGAGCAGUGAAAGGUCCUGCACAGAGAAAUGCUCUCCCUCAUACUGAGGAAGGGACGAAGGCAGAAUCAGCUCCCAUUCAAGAGGAGCUCUUUGCCCAGGAAUGGUGCAGGAGUCCAAAGCAGGCUACAGAGCUGACAUCUAUUGAAGGGAAGGAGGAGGAGGAACCUGCACUAGAUCCUGAGCACAUUAAUGAAGAGAUCCCUGGAAUUGAACCGGUCAUCAUUAAAGUGGAGGUUCCUGAACUUGAAUCUGACCCCAUUGAAGAGGGGGGUUCAGACCACUUUGAAAGACGGCAGCAAAUUCAGGCAGGCGAGAAACUGCAUCUCUGUCUCGUAUGUGGGAAGAGUCUCAAUACAUCAACAGAGCUGAAAAGACACCAUCAAAUUCACACAGGAGAAAGACCGUACUGCUGCACUGAAUGUGGAAGGAGUUUCAGUACCUCUACAGAUCUGAAAAGACACCGUCACUUUCACACAGGAGAGAAGUUACACCAUCUUAAAACACACCAGCAAAUUCACUAUGGAAAAAAGCUGUAUCACUGUAAUGUAUGUGAGAGGAGUUUCACUCAGCUAGGAACCCUGACAUUGCAUCAGAGAAUUCACACAGGAGGGAAGCUGUAUCACUGCACUAACUGCACAAAGGAUUUCAAUACAGCAGAAGAGCUCAAGAUACACCAGCGAUCUCACACAGGAGGGAAACCGUAUCGCUGCACUGAGUGUGAGAAGGGUUUCAAACAAGUAUCACACCUCAAAGCCCACCAGCGCAUUCACACAGGGGAGAAACCUUAUAGCUGCACUGAGUGUGAAAAGAGUUUCAAACAAAUAUCCCACCUCAAAUCCCAUCAGCGAAUUCACACUGGAGAGAAGCCGUAUAGCUGUGAAUACUGUGGGAAGAGAUUCAAUCGGGCAGGAAAUCUGGUGUCACACCUUCGGGUUCACAGAGGGGAGCAGUUGACUCACUGCGCACGAUAAGAGAGAUUUUAUUUUCCACUCCCAGUUGAAAAAGCACACAGUUUCCAAACACUUCACUAGGAACAGCAUGGGUGAAAGUGCUCCAUCUGUAGAUAGAAAUCCAUCAAGAUGGCCUUUCUCGGGUCCUUUCUUGUGAAAUACCAACAAAAUCUUGGGGACGGGGACUGUAAUGUUUCCGCAUGUAGUUUAUGACAUGAUCUUUUAGUAUAUUUUUCACCUUUUCCACUAUAACUUAAUUGAGACCAUAGGCGCCUAACCCAUAGAGCAGAGGGGAGGCAAACGAUAUAUAUUGCCACUUGACUUUUUAUGUUUUGUUUUGGUUUUGCCUAUAAAUGGUUUUAAAAUGUAAAAAAAAAAAAAAAAAAGUAAUUCAUAAGACGCCAUAAGUUCAACAUUAAAAAAUAAUUAAAUAACUACCCACAAUAAAAUAGCCCCUAGACAAACAUUGGUUUGACUCCCCACAGUCUGCUGUGCAGUAUUUACAACAGCUAACAGCAGUGUGACUGCAACAGAAAAUGCUGGCCUGUUUGAAUACUGCAAAAAAUGAUUGAUUAGGUAUAGACUAGGUAAUUGUCAGUUUCGUUUGAUUAAUUCUCUAUUAAUUAUAACCAGAUUGUUAUUUAUGUAUUUUUUUUUUUAAUAAGGAUGUUAGUAGGUUUGUAAUCUGUAGGCGUGGUUUUGCAAAAUAACAGAAUCCUGUUUUCCCUUUGAAUUUUUUUUUCAUUAAAAAAAGUUGUCGUUCUUUAAUAAAAUUAAUUUUCAGCUUUUAUGUUGAAGCUUGUUCUGUACUACUCAUUCAAGCAAACCAAGUAGAUUUGUGUAUAAAUAAUGACAAUACUUUAUAGUUGACAGAUAUCCUGCUUAUGGGUAGUUGUAUGUGUCGUAUAGCUGUAUUUUGUUUUACUAUAUUUUUAAAAAUAAGUUAAUUUUUUUUUCCUGCAAU
Messenger RNA from Polyodon spathula (Mississippi paddlefish), 2805 nucleotides. RefSeq names its product zinc finger protein 391-like. Lineage: Eukaryota; Metazoa; Chordata; Actinopteri; Acipenseriformes; Polyodontidae. Gene Ontology annotation, molecular function: RNA polymerase II cis-regulatory region sequence-specific DNA binding; DNA-binding transcription factor activity, RNA polymerase II-specific. The record is from RefSeq and is a predicted model, not a curated record. The transcript is spliced from 2 exons. Gene Ontology annotation, biological process: regulation of transcription by RNA polymerase II. The coding region runs from base 267 to 1862 and encodes 531 amino acids.